Juglans microcarpa x Juglans regia is the source of this 1491-nucleotide messenger RNA. Its product is annotated as glycosylinositol phosphorylceramide mannosyl transferase 1-like. The coding region runs from base 336 to 1325 and encodes 329 amino acids. The record is from RefSeq and is a predicted model, not a curated record. Lineage: Eukaryota; Viridiplantae; Streptophyta; Magnoliopsida; Fagales; Juglandaceae. Gene Ontology annotation, molecular function: glycosyltransferase activity. Gene Ontology annotation, cellular component: membrane. The transcript has 5 exons.
GGCCCCCAAUCCCCACCAUUCAGCGAAAACCAGCUAAGAAAAUUUGAGAUUAGACCGUUGUUUCGACGUGAACGAGACAUUGGCUGGUGAUAUCAGCGGCAUCGGUAAACAAUUACCUACCAACUGUAUCAUCAUAGCCGUCCAUCCAUUUUUACUCUUUCCACUAUGAAUUGUUAGGCCUACGCCACUCCCACAAUUCUCUCUCUGAAAACUGGACCGCACCGGCGGGAGUAAGAACCGUUUGGAUGAAUUGUUGUUGUUCUAGAAGGGCCGCGAAAAGGGAGGCUGACUCGACUAGUGCCUGAAACCGCCUCGGACUCGGAGGGAUCGAGGUGAUGAGAGGGAGCUUUUUGAGCCGUCGCACGGUACAGAGGCUUCGGCAACUCCUGAUCUGCACUGCCGGAUCGGUCAAAAUCAAGCUCAUCCUCUGCUGCUGUAUCGCCUUCACGGUUAUCGCGCUACUGAGUCGUGCUUCGGGUUUUACGGGAUGGACCAAUCGCAGUGUUGCUUUGGAACGGUUAUCUAUUCCCCGGAAAGGAUAUGCUAUCGUAAUGAACACAUGGAAAAGAUAUGAUCUUUUGAAGCAGUCCAUUUCUCACUAUUCAUCAUGUCCUGGACUUGAGUCUAUACACAUUGUCUGGAGUGAGCCCAAUCCUCCAUCAGAUCCUCUUAAGAAAUUUCUGAACCACAUUGUACAGUCCAACUCUGGACAUGAGCGACAAGUUGAAUUGAAAUUUGAUAUCAACAAGGAAGACAGUUUGAAUAAUAGAUUCAAAGAGAUUAAGGAUUUAAGGACAGAUGCUGUUUUUUCAAUUGAUGAUGAUGUGAUAUUUUCUUGCUCAUCCGUGGAAUUUGCAUUCAAUGUAUGGAGAAGUGCACCUGAUACAAUGGUUGGAUUUGUGCCACGUAUCCAUUGGGUCGAUCGAUCGAAAGGCAACAAUGAUUACUACAUAUAUGGUGGAUGGUGGUCAGUUUGGUGGACAGGUACGUAUAGUAUGGUCCUCUCAAAAGCAGCCUUCUUCCACAAAAAGUAUUUCAGUCUGUACACAAAUGAAAUGUCGGCAUCAGUUAGAGAAUAUGUUACCAAGAACAGGAACUGUGAGGAUAUCGCGAUGUCUUUUCUUGUUGCGAAUGCCUCUGGGGCUCCCCCUAUAUGGGUGAAAGGUAAUAUUUAUGAGAUUGGUUCAACUGGAAUCAGUAGCAUGGGAGGUCAUAGUGAAAGAAGAACCCAAUGUGUCAAUAGAUUUGUUGCAGAGUUCGGGCGAAUGCCUCUAAUACCUACUACUGUAAAGGCUGUUGAUAGCCAAAACGUCUGGUUUUGGUGACGCGGCAAUCGUCCUUCCUUUCAAUUGCUGACUUCCACUUUUUUUCCUGAGUUGUAAAAUAUUGAAAAUUUCAUUUACUAUGUGGGAGAUAGAAGUUAACAUAUCCAUUGGAUUGAUUUCUUGUAUUCUGAUUUUGUAACACAAUGGCAGUUGCCAUUUGAGAUAA